CACACCCGCCGCCAGCCCGCGGCCGGGCGCCCCGCUCCGCCUCAGCAGCCGCCGCCGGCGGGGAGCACCGCAGCCCCGAUGGCCAAGCAACCCCCCGAGGUGAAAACUCAACGCGAAGGCGAAGGCGGGCGGCUGCCGCCGGCGGAGGGGCCGGGCCCGACCGCGCAGCUGCGCCCCGGCGCUCCCGCCGCCCUGCCCGGCUCCUCCGGCACGGCGGGGCCUCCGCCUCGGGGCCCUCCCGCCAGCCCCGGACCCUUCGCCACCCGCUCCCCGCUCUUCAUCUUCGUGCGGAGAUCUCCGCUGCUGUCCCGCUCCUCCAGCGGGUACUUCUCCUUCGACGCCGAGCGCAGCCCCGCGCCCCUCAGCUGCGACAAGGCCACGCAGACCCCCAGCCCGCCCUGCCAGGCCCUCAGCCACUGCCUUAGCGCCAUGGCUGCCUCACAGGUUCUGUUCCCUGCAGCUUCCCGGUGGCAGUCCCACUCGCUAGCAGAAGAUGUCCAGCCUGAGAUCUGGAUUGCACAGGAGCUGCGUCGCAUUGGGGAUGAGUUCAAUGCCUCCUAUUGUCCCAGAAGGGGUUUCUUGGAUAACCAGGCAGGGAACCCCCAGGUGGUCAUCCUGCGCCUCCUGCGCUACAUCAUCCGCCUCAUCUGGAGGAUGCAGUGAGCACCAGGACUUGGGGCACUCCUGGGAGGAUGGAUGGAUGGACAGACAGACAGGCAGACAGGGCUCCCAGCCUGCCUCUCCCCUGGCAGAUGAGGCUGGACACCCCACCCCGACCUGCUGGGACUUCUCCUCUGCAGAGUUCUAACCUGAGAGUGGUGUUUACUGCGUUCCUCUCCACUUCUUUAAUGAUCACUGUUUUAUUUUCCCACAAGAGUCUCAGAGAAGAUAACUCAACGUUUGGUUUUUUUGGGGGUGGUCAUCAUUUCUGGAAACCUGUUGGCUCAGCUGGGAUAAGCCCUGCAGCAGGACAGAAGGAGAAGCUGAGCUUUUCACAGACUCUCCAACCUCUCCCCUCUCCGUUUGCCUGCGGGGCCUUUGCCCACCCAAAAGGACCACGAUGCUGGCAGAGGGAUUUCAAGCAGCACUUCUUUUACCUGUAAAUACCUAAUGCUCCCCCAAAUCCACCUUCAUUUGCAUCAUGCAAAUCAGCCUAUUUCCUGCUGACUGAUUUAUUUUAUAUAUUUUUUAUAUAUAUACAAAUUGUUUGUUUGUUUUACACUCUGAACUUCCAGACUCAGCUGUGAAGACUCCCAGGGUCCAAAAUACCACAACCAACCAACCAACCAACCAAAAA
Calypte anna (Anna's hummingbird) is the source of this 1297-nucleotide messenger RNA. RefSeq names its product BCL2 like 11 (gene BCL2L11). NCBI's taxonomy places the organism in Eukaryota, Metazoa, Chordata, Aves, Apodiformes, Trochilidae. The record is from RefSeq and is a predicted model, not a curated record. Gene Ontology annotation, biological process: meiosis I. Bases 79 to 663 code for a protein of 194 amino acids. The transcript is spliced from 4 exons.